AUGAAAUCAGAGGGAGAUUACGGAGCAGCGAAGGUGAUGCUAAGACCGGCUUCACCAGGUACCGGUGUGAUUGCUGGAGGAGCGGUUAGGAUCGUGCUGGAGAUGGCCGGAGUUGAGAACGCGUUGGGGAAACAGCUGGGAAGCAACAAUGCGCUCAACAACGCGAGAGCAACUCUUGCAGCAGUGCAACAGAUGAGACAGUUCCGUGAUGUUGCUCUUGAGCGUGGAAUCCCCAUGGAAGAACUCUGGAAGUGA
Messenger RNA from Thlaspi arvense, 255 nucleotides. The record is from the annotation of a GenBank genome assembly. NCBI's taxonomy places the organism in Eukaryota, Viridiplantae, Streptophyta, Magnoliopsida, Brassicales, Brassicaceae.